Molecule: messenger RNA, 1184 nt
Organism: Haliotis rubra (blacklip abalone)
Lineage: Eukaryota; Metazoa; Mollusca; Gastropoda; Lepetellida; Haliotidae
Product: cytochrome P450 3A4-like
Exons: 10
Coding region: 72-1172 (366 amino acids)
Molecular function (GO): steroid hydroxylase activity; iron ion binding; oxidoreductase activity, acting on paired donors, with incorporation or reduction of molecular oxygen
Source: RefSeq, a predicted model, not a curated record
GAACAGUUCACUGCGCAGGUGACGGCUUGUGAGGGCAGACAGACUGCGAGCCACCACAUACUACCCCAGCAAUGGAGGUCCUGGGUGUUGAUAUUACCCUGCCCCUGACUCUACUCGCGGGGUUCCUGGUGUUUGUAUACAUAUAUGGUAAAUGGCGGUUCCGCUUGAUGAGGAACGCUGGUAUUCCCGGUCCAGAACCCGACAUCUACUUAGGGGAUCUUCGGCGUACCAUGAGAGAUGGUUUCGACCUGGAGAACAAACUGGGCAAGCAGUAUGGAGACGUAUUCGGAUUCUGGUUAGGAGGCCUUCCCAUGGUCAACGUGUUCGACCCCGAUAUCCUAAAGGAGGUCCUGGUAAAGGACUUUAAGACCUUCACUGACAGAUUGUCGUUUGAACUCGAUGACUUCCCACUUUCCACUAAUCUGUUCAAUGUGCAAGGGGAAACAUGGAGAAGACUACGCAACAUCGUCAGUCCAACAUUCAGCGGGGUCAAGCUUCGACGGAUGUGUGCGGGACUUAACACAUGCGCUGGAAAACUAACCGAUAACUUUGCUGCCGCCGCCGAGUCAGGGGAAACCGUAGACGUGAAAACUUACUUUGGUGCUUUUUCCAUGGAUUCCAUCGCCAGCACCGCUUUUGGCAUCGACACCCAGUCCCAAAAUAACCGUGAGAGCGGUUUCAUAACAGCAGCCAAGAAAGUAUUUGAGACUAAUGUUUUCGCAAACCCAGUGCUGUUCAUUGCACUGAUCUUUCCGAGUGUGCAACCACUGCUAGCAAAACUAGGGUUUUCAUCGAUACCUCGGGCAUCUAAGAAUAUUUUUGAGAAGACUGCGAAAGAUAUGAUCAAGCAAAGGCGGGAAGAACCGGAGGAAGACCGACGUCGGAGGGGUGACUUCCUCCAGCUGAUGCUGAAUGCUGAGAGUGACGUCACAGAAAACGGGAACAAUGACAAAUCACAUAAGAAAAUGUCAACCGAUGAAAUGAUUGGCCAAGCAUUCAUGUUCUUUCUCGCUGGAUACGAAACUACGGCGAGCACUCUCCAGUACGUGGCGUACAUUUUGGCAACUCACCCCGACGUUCAACAGAAGAUGUCAGAAGAGAUAGAUUCAGUCCUCGGAGAUGUAAGUCCCACCUCUGUGUGUUGUUCGAUCAUUUGUCUCCCUGUGAUGUAAGUCUCACCUCUG